Molecule: messenger RNA, 1296 nt
Organism: Arthroderma uncinatum
Lineage: Eukaryota; Fungi; Ascomycota; Eurotiomycetes; Onygenales; Arthrodermataceae
Exons: 1
Coding region: 1-1296 (431 amino acids)
Cellular component (GO): cytoplasm
Source: RefSeq, a predicted model, not a curated record
AUGCCGUUAACAGUUCUCAAUGGCCCUGAUGUUCGGUCCCUGCUUCUGUCGUUGACCCGGCAAGAGGUCCGGGAAAUACAGGAUAAGGUGGCCAGCGUGCUACGGGAAUAUUCCAGAGGAGCUCAAGACGAGUUGGGCCAAGUACAGCAGCAUAUGGUAAUUCGACAACAAGAUGGACUAGAUUCGAUUCUAAUGCCCCUACACUCGGGAGGUGAUGCAGGGUUUGAGGUGAUGAAUGUUCUUGAGGGAAGCGGACAACAGAGAAGACAGAGUCAACCGGCGUCAAUACCCUCCCCAAGGAGGACUUCAAAUCCGGGGGAUAAUCAAGGAUCGAUCGCAUCUGUGCCACCGGAAAUAGAGAGCUCUCCCUCUGUGCCCUCACAGAGAACGAUAGAAGAGCAUCCUUCCACGGCUAAUUUCGACAAGACCGCCAACACGGAGAGUGCUCGAGAUUUCCGAUCUGGCUAUCUUACAAUAUCCGACUCUUUUGGAAUGCCAGCCGCCCUAAUUAAUACGCAAGAUGUUAUCCCAUUUCGCUCCGCCUUAUGCUCCUCUCUGGUAUUUGCGAGGCGAGAGAAAGUAGAGGCCAUCACUAUCUUUGGCGCUGGCCGUGUUGCCUUCUGGCACAUCCGUCUUGCUCUUCUACUCCGGGGCAGCCAAAUCAAAAAAGUCGAUAUUUUCAACCGUUCGUUUGACCGUGCAAGCAAACUCCUACGUGAUAUCUACUCGCCUGAACAGAUGCAAUGGCGAUCCGGCGUUAAAUUCGCAGCUGUCAGCCCUAGUUUUAUAGACUACGAUCGAGACUUGAAGCACAGUGUGACAAACGCGGACGUUAUAUUCUGCUGCACAUCCUCGAAGGAGCCACUCUUCCCAGCAGAUUAUCUGAUUAUGCCUCCUACAAGCCAGAAGGGCCAACUUAUCAGUGCUGUUGGGUCAUGCCGGCCAGAUACGGCGGAGUUAGAUCCCCUUCUUCUCAAGCAUGCUACGGAGGGCCACCGGCACUACCGCGGCGGUACGGUCGUGGUGGAUACCCUGGAUUCUUGUCUCCAGCAGGCAGGAGAAUUAGUCCAGGCUGGGCUUGACCCUCUUCGCCUGGUGGAGGUUGGAGAACUUCUCAUGGUGAACGAUUUCGCUCAGCGUGGCAAAUCACCUGAUGAGAAGCUUUUGGACUGGAUACAGGAUGGCGAUGUCAUAUAUAAAAGUGUUGGCCUGGGGAUGUUAGAUCUAGUCCUCGGUAAGGAAAUAUGGCAUCGUGCAAUGCAAAAGGGGAUUGGUAUCACAGUCCCCCAGCUUUAG